Molecule: messenger RNA, 983 nt
Organism: Gracilinanus agilis (Agile Gracile Mouse Opossum)
Lineage: Eukaryota; Metazoa; Chordata; Mammalia; Didelphimorphia; Didelphidae
Gene: NDFIP2
Product: Nedd4 family interacting protein 2
Exons: 8
Coding region: 138-854 (238 amino acids)
Biological process (GO): vacuolar transport; ubiquitin-dependent protein catabolic process; positive regulation of protein ubiquitination
Cellular component (GO): Golgi apparatus; perinuclear region of cytoplasm; endoplasmic reticulum
Molecular function (GO): WW domain binding
Source: RefSeq, a predicted model, not a curated record
UCCGUCUGGAGGCGGCGGCGGUGGUAGCGGCAGUAGCUGCAGCAAAAGCAAAAGCGUCCGAGUGUCCCGGAACCUCGGACACCCCCUUUCUCCUUCAGCCCUCUUCUAGUCCAAGAGGUUCUUGCAGCCCGGCGGGGAUGGAUCUUCAUAAGCCGAUGACCACUCGCCGCUACCAAGUGCUUCAUAAUGAAGAUGAUAAUUCAGAGUCACCUGUGGUUGAGCCACCAUCAACUUCAACACAGAUACUAAGGACUUCUCCUUCUGCACCAAUACUUGAACCUGAGACUUCUCCUCCACCUUAUAGUAGCAUUACUGUGGAAGCAGCUGCAACUUCAGAACCUGAAACUCACAGUGAAUUUUAUCCUGUGCCACCACCCUACAGUGUAGCUACCUCUCUUCCUACUUACGAUGAAGCAGAGAAAGCCAAAGCUGCUGCAAUGGCAGCUGCUGCAGCAGAACCAUCUCUGAGAGAAGAAGAGUUUCCUCCAAGAGAUGACUUCAGUGAUGCAGAUCAGCUUAGAGUGGGGAAUGAUGGUAUCUUCAUGCUGGCUUUUUUCAUGGCAUUCAUUUUCAACUGGAUUGGAUUUUGUUUAUCCUUCUGUAUAACUAAUACCAUUGCUGGAAGAUAUGGUGCCAUUUGUGGAUUUGGCCUUUCAUUGAUCAAAUGGAUCCUCAUUGUUCGGUUUUCUGAUUUUUUUACUGGAUAUGUCAAUGGACAAUACUGGCUUUGGUGGAUAUUUCUUGUUCUUGGCCUUCUCCUUUUCUUCAGAGGAUUUGUCAAUUAUCUUAAGGUCAGAAACAUGUCAGAAAGUAUGGCAGCUGCUCAUAGGACAAGGUUUUUCUUCUUGUAUUAAUGACUGCAUCGACCAGACAUUCCUUUCCUAUACCAAUGUGAAAUUUCCAGAUGAUCUGUAAGCCUCCAGCCUAAUAGGAUAGAAGACUACUAACAACAGAAGACCAAUUAGAGAAGAAAAUAAAUUGAA